AUGGCCGCUCGCGAAGCCGAGACAAAGCAAGAAGCCACGCAGGCCACCUCAGACCACAUCGACAGCACUCUUCCCGUCGGCGAAAAGGACUUCGUGUCUGAGAAAGACGUCAAUGGCGAUGAUCUGGAGAUGUCCGAGGAAGAGUACGCCGCCGUCGAGAAGAGUCUUACGAGGAAGCUUGACUUCACGUUGGUACCGGUUGUUUGGAUUCUCUAUCUCUUCAACUACCUCGACAGAAACAACAUUGCUCAAGCACGACUAAGCACCUUUGAGAAGGAUUUUGGACUCACUGGCAACCAGUUCAACGUUGCUGUGUCCAUCUUGAAUAUCGGUUAUAUGCUUAUGCAACUUCCAAGUAACAUGCUCCUUACUCGAACCCGACCGUCUCUCUACAUUCCCGCAUGGACAGCUCUCUGGUCUGUUGUUUCCGCUGCUACAGCAGGAGCCGAGAACUAUACACACCUUCUCGGUGCCAUGUACCUUCUGAGUUGUUGGUAUCCUCGAAAGGAGGUUGCAUUCCGCACUGCGAUUCUAUACUCGGGCGUUCUACUGGCAACUGCAUUCUCCGGACUCAUCGCAGCUGGCGUUCUCUCAGGUCUCGAGGGAGCUCGGGGUAUCGCUGGAUGGCAAUGGCUCUUCAUUAUCGAGGGUACAGGCAGUUUCGCCGCGGCCAUCCUCGGGGCUUUGCUUCUCCCGGAUUUCCCGGGCCAGAAGUCGGGCGUUGCGAAGUGGUUGCUCACCGAGAAGGAGCAGAAGGUUGCGGUUGAGCGUAUCCGUAGGGACAGAGUCUCGCUGCCGGAAGCGGACUCUAGUGUGUGGAACGGACUCAAGCUCGCUGUCAAAGAUGCUCGAACAUGGGUUUUCGUGGUCAUGCUCACGGCCAAUCACAGCGCCUACGGAUUCAAUAAUUUCUUCCCCACGAUUGUAAAGGGCUUCAAGCUCGGCAACAACACCCUGACCCUGAUCUUGACCGCGCCGCCCUAUCUUCUCGCGACGGUCGUUGCCUUCCUGACGGCCUUCUCUUCUGAUCGUCGCAAGGAGCGCGGUUUCCAUAUCUCAGUACCUCAGGGAGUUGCAUGCAUCGGCUUCAUCAUUUCAGUAUCGACCAUCAACAACGCCGCUCGCUAUGUUGCUGCUUUCCUAUACGUCUGCGGUUGCUUCUCGAGUAACGCAAUGGUGUUCAGCUGGGCUAGCUCCACCCUGAACCAGACGCCUAAGAAGAGGGCGUGCGCGACAGCCAUUAUCAACCUACUCAGUCAGCUUGGCAAUAUCUGGAGCCCCUACUUCUUUCCAUCGACAGAUAGUCCGAGAUAUGUCAUGGCAAACCUGCUGAUGAUGGCCUCGUCGGCGCUGAGUAUCGUUACUUGCGCUAUCAUGAAGGUCAUGCUAACUAGAGCGAACAAGAAGUUGAAGGCCGAGGGAAGGGACACAAAUCUGUUUACGCUCUAA
Messenger RNA from Colletotrichum aenigma, 1449 nucleotides. Its product is annotated as putative transporter. The transcript is spliced from 5 exons. Gene Ontology annotation, biological process: transmembrane transport. The coding region runs from base 1 to 1449 and encodes 482 amino acids. Lineage: Eukaryota; Fungi; Ascomycota; Sordariomycetes; Glomerellales; Glomerellaceae. The record is from RefSeq and is a predicted model, not a curated record. Gene Ontology annotation, molecular function: transmembrane transporter activity. Gene Ontology annotation, cellular component: membrane.